Hyphopichia burtonii NRRL Y-1933 is the source of this 948-nucleotide messenger RNA. RefSeq lists its product as uncharacterized. Lineage: Eukaryota; Fungi; Ascomycota; Pichiomycetes; Serinales; Debaryomycetaceae. The transcript has a single exon. The record is from RefSeq and is a predicted model, not a curated record. The coding region runs from base 4 to 552 and encodes 182 amino acids.
CAGAUGAUUGUUAUCAGGGCCCUUCUUGUAUUGAUAUUUGCCGGGCUUAUUGCUGGGGAUGAUACGGUGACGGUAGACAUCUAUGCCCAAACAGCAGAAUCCAAACACGACUUGAUAAGUUUCGUAUACGAUAAAUCAAGCCAAUCCAGUGUUGUAUUGAAGGAAAAUGAUUUAGCAAGGCAAGAGUAUUGUAUUGGUACUAGCUAUAAGUCCCUAGGAUGCUUCAACUACAUGAGUCUCGAUACCGUUAGGGAUAAGCUGGUACAAUUACAAUUGAAUCAAGAAGGAGACAUCGAAAGACUCAGCUUGAUAAGUGGGGCCGACGAUAGAAUCGUGUUGAAGCCAUACGAGGGUCAUCCGGUGCCCAAUCUAAAGCCAAUUGGUGCUAAGGGACAAAAACCGAAAAAGGAGCCUACCAAGAAAGCCGACGAAAACGGACAAGAGGCUGAAGAGGAUGACCGUUCAUGGAUCCAGAAAAACUGGAUGUAUGUGGUACCCCCAUUAUUGAUCCUAUUCAUGAGUUUACCUGCCGACGAGCCCCAGCCAAAGUAGCUAUACGUACCUUAUCACUGAAUUACACGGAUAUCGUUAGUAUAAAAGUUGUAGUUUUUCUAGAUUAUGCUUAAAAACUGCAAAUCCAUCGAAAACCCUCCAAAGAAAGCCCCAUUUGCCGGAACCACCCAAACCCAGCCGUUAUUCCACCCAAACCCAGCCGUUAUUCCACCCAAACCCAGCGUUAUUCCACCCAAACCCAGCCGUUAUUCCACCAAAUGCCAACACCGCUACCAAAACGUACUACAAUUGGGUUACACCCCAGGUCCUGCCGGACCUUCAUGAAAUAAAACCGCACACCAUUUUUUUGCAGCAAUACAAAGACCACCGGUUACUUAAGUAUUGAUGGAUAUGGUGUAGUAAAUAAUACCUAACUAGCAAAUUAUAAACAGUGGA